Puntigrus tetrazona (Sumatra barb) is the source of this 1325-nucleotide messenger RNA. It is a transcript of the gene qkib, whose product is annotated as QKI, KH domain containing, RNA binding b. NCBI's taxonomy places the organism in Eukaryota, Metazoa, Chordata, Actinopteri, Cypriniformes, Cyprinidae. Bases 606 to 1325 code for a protein of 239 amino acids. Gene Ontology annotation, molecular function: mRNA binding. The record is from RefSeq and is a predicted model, not a curated record. Gene Ontology annotation, biological process: regulation of mRNA splicing, via spliceosome. Gene Ontology annotation, cellular component: nucleus. The transcript has 6 exons.
ACUCAGUGUGAUCAUGUGACGGGCUCGAGAGCGCAAGAGGAGCUGGUCGGUAACGGAGGACCGAAUGCCAAUCUCAUUGAGAAAGCGCCUUUAUUGCGCGUAAGAGACGGGAGGGACAGACGUUUCUAGUGCUGCACACAUACACAGACAGGCAAGACACAGGAAGCUCUGGGGAACUCGGGAAAAGGGUGCAUUUUCGCCGCCUCAAGAGGAAGUUAAGGACAAAUCUCUCGCUAAAAUAAAUCUUAAAAGGGGCACUGGGCACGCGGGAGUCGCCUUUGCCGGUAACUUGUGGGAUUUAUCGGGAAUUGUUUCUGAAAGGAGAUCUGGCUUCCCCCUCCGCACGUUUAUAUUUCAUUUGAUUCAUUUAAUUUCAUUUCAUCUGCUGCCCUAAACAACUGUCAUCUCCCGACUUGCCGUAGCCUAUUGCAGCAGCGGAUUGUGCGUAAAGACAGAGACAGCGAGCCUUUUCCGCGGACGAGCCGGGCACUUGCCUUCUUCACACGCGUUUUUUUGUACUCUAUUUAUUAUUUAUACCCAAGCCUUUAUUUAUUUUGGGACUUUUUCCGUCUAUUUUGGGGCGUCGGUGGUGAUUCCUGUGGAAUAUGGUGGGGGAAAUGGAAACGAAAGAGAAGCCGAAGCCGACCCCAGAUUAUCUGAUGCAGCUCAUGAACGAUAAGAAACUGAUGAGCAGUCUGCCCAACUUCUGCGGGAUCUUCAACCACCUCGAACGGCUUCUCGACGAAGAGAUCAGCAGGGUACGAAAGGACAUGUACAACGACACGUUAAACGGCAGCACGGAGAAGAGAAGCUCCGAGCUCCCGGACGCCGUCGGCCCCAUCGUUCAGCUCCAAGAGAAACUCUAUGUGCCUGUUAAAGAAUAUCCUGACUUUAAUUUUGUGGGCCGGAUCUUGGGCCCGCGGGGGCUCACAGCCAAACAGCUGGAGGCAGAGACAGGAUGUAAGAUCAUGGUGAGAGGGAAAGGCUCCAUGAGGGACAAGAAGAAGGAGGAACAAAACCGAGGCAAACCCAACUGGGAGCACCUGAAUGAGGACCUCCAUGUGCUCAUUACCGUGGAGGAUGCCCAGAACCGGGCUGAGAUCAAGCUUAAACGUGCAGUAGAGGAGGUUAACAAGCUACUCGUGCCUGCGAUGACUAACUCCCAGAUGGCCCACAGAGAGGCCGCCCCCUUCCUUAUCAAUCCCAACCCCGCUGCUGCUGUGUAUGAUGUCCAGCAGUACCCUCCCACAUCCCAAGGGAGGCAGGAGAAUGAAGGGCCCAGUGGUUUGUGGGAGGUUCCAUCUGUUCCCUUCAUGGCACAAUAG